GGUUUUGCUCACCCUUAUUCCGGCUCCCUCUCCCAAUCUGCGUAGCUCGCAUUCUCAGUCUCAGAGUCAGCGCAUAGUAGCGAAACAUGCCUUUCAAAAGGUACGUCGAGAUCGGGAGGGUUGCUCUGAUCAACUACGGCAAAGAUUAUGUGAAGCUAGUGGUCAUUGUUGAUGUCAUCGACCAGAACAGAGCUCUUGUAGAUGCCCCUGAUGUGGUGAGAUCUCAAAUGAACUUCAAGAGACUCUCACUAACUGACAUUAAGAUUGAUAUCAAGAGGGUCCCUAAGAAGAGGGAUCUCCUCCAAGCCAUGGAGGCUGCUGAUGUUAAAAAGAAGUGGGAGAAUAGCUCGUGGGGUAGGAAACUGAUUGUCCAAAAGAGAAGAGCCUCACUCACUGAUUUUGACAGGUUCAAGUUAAUGUUGGCGAAGAUCAAGAGGGCAGGUGCUGUGAGGCAAGAGCUCGCCAAGCUGAAGAAAAAUGCAUCUUAAGAAUGCUUCAUAUGAAGUAUUCAAAUUUUGUCAUGAAUUUCUGUGAGUAGUACACCUCAGUGAUGAAUUAAUAUGUUUUGAAGAAGCCUCCUGUGGGAAGAAACCUAGUCUAAUAACUUAUUAUUAUUGUACUUUUGCUUUAGUUUGUAAGAAGCCUACAUUUUUUAGUACAUGAAGGGCAGUAUUACGCCACCCUUGAAGGGCAGUCAUGCACCAUUUUUUAAUACACGAAGGGCAAUAUUACAUUA
Prosopis cineraria is the source of this 736-nucleotide messenger RNA. RefSeq names its product probable 60S ribosomal protein L14. Gene Ontology annotation, molecular function: structural constituent of ribosome; RNA binding. Bases 87 to 488 code for a protein of 133 amino acids. The transcript is spliced from 5 exons. NCBI's taxonomy places the organism in Eukaryota, Viridiplantae, Streptophyta, Magnoliopsida, Fabales, Fabaceae. The record is from RefSeq and is a predicted model, not a curated record. Gene Ontology annotation, cellular component: cytosolic large ribosomal subunit; ribosome. Gene Ontology annotation, biological process: ribosomal large subunit biogenesis; translation.